This is a messenger RNA of Symsagittifera roscoffensis, 2877 nucleotides long. Its product is annotated as palmitoyltransferase ZDHHC17-like. Gene Ontology annotation, cellular component: Golgi membrane. Gene Ontology annotation, biological process: protein palmitoylation. The transcript is spliced from 13 exons. Gene Ontology annotation, molecular function: palmitoyltransferase activity; protein binding. The record is from RefSeq and is a predicted model, not a curated record. The coding region runs from base 540 to 2591 and encodes 683 amino acids. NCBI's taxonomy places the organism in Eukaryota, Metazoa, Xenacoelomorpha, Acoela, Convolutidae.
AGAAGAUAAAUUUUGGAACUUAUGCGACUAAUUUUUUAUUUUGGAACCUCUGAAUAUUGGAACCUAUGGGAAUUCACCGAAUGGAAUGUUCUCUAUGCAUUCUAAUUUGAUUGCCCUGAUGAAGCAAAGUCUCGCCUCCACUCACAUUCCUUCUGUUUUACAGCCACCACACCACAGGACAGAACAGAAGUUGAGCACGUUUACCGAGGAACACAGUGCAGGUGUUAGUUUUCUAGAAAACUCCGAGAAGUGGGGCUGGAUGAUACGAUGAAGGGACUCCUGACAGUAACCUCGGUUACUAUGAUACAUUCGACCUUCUGGUUAUGUUAAAAAACCUUUAAGCUAACUUUAUAGUUGCUUGAGAGUGGAUAGUUUGUAUUUAACCUCUGUUAACAUUUUUUUAGAUUAGGGUAGAGAUCCCUUGCCUAGUGAGGCUAAAUUCAUGUUACAUACAUACAUUAAGUUGUCCAUUGGUUUACCUUAAAAACAGUCGGAAAAUAGUUGUAAAUAAAUUUUGAUCUGUAUUUUUAAGGUUAGAGAUGCUUUCCUCUGAAGCGCUUUCAGUCGGCAGUAGUGACGUUCCAGAUAUUUUGCCAUCUGAUUCUAAUUCAAAUGAGAUCGCACUUCGACCAAACGAAUUGGGCGAUGUGGACAUCGUACAUGCGACGCAAUAUGGAAAGUUUGAAGUGGUUCGUCAGUUAAUCGAAUCUGGACAACACGAUGUGAACCAACUGGACAAAGAAGGAAUCUCCCUGCUGCACUGGGCUGCCAUUAACAAUAGACUGCAGAUGGUGAGGUAUCUGAUUAUGAAAGGGGCUCUCAUUGAUCGCAGAUGCGGUGACCUGAAUACCAACGCUCUCCAGUGGGCAAUACGGCAAGGACACUUGCAGAUGGUCGUUUUGCUUCUCCACUAUGGAUCCAGUCCACUGAUCCCGGAUGUUAAUGGUCUGAACAGCCUGCACGUGGCUUCUCAAAGUGGCCAUACUCCCAUAGUGGCCUAUCUGGUGGCUAAAGGGUCCGUGGACGUGGAUUGUAGAGACGAACAGAAUGGACGCACUCCUCUCAUGCACGCAAUACUCCACAGUCCAGGCGAUGAUCCCACAAGGUUGCUGAUAAAUUUGGGAGCAAGUGUAAAUAAAACAGAUGCCAGUUUUGGAAACACAGCUCUGCAUUAUGCUCUGGGAACAAACAAUUAUGGAGCAGUUACAAAAUUGUUGAACUGUAACGCCUCUGCUGAUAUCCCCAACAAACAGGGCGAAACAGUCAAAGAUUCAUUAACUAGUGUGUCGAACAGUUUAAUAACGAGACGCAUUCAAAAACAUAUCGAAACAGAAGACCUCACUUCGCGAAGGAAUUGGAGGACCUUUCACAAGAACCCUAAAACGAUCGACAAGAUAACGUUCGCACUGCCUUUUUUCUGCAUGGGCCUCAUUGGACUGGUCCUGGAAAGCUACCUGAAUUUCAUCCUGAAAAUAGUCUCCAUAUUCGCAGUCGCUACUGCAGUCAAAUACUUCAGCGGCAAAUUUCUGACCUUCAACUCUCACCAAAUCCUUCCCUUCUCCACUUACUUGGCCCAGAAGGUGUUGAUGUAUUUCACCUGGUCCCACUACUACUGGAACGAAGUGUCUUCCUGGGCCAACUGCUCCCUGCUGCUGGUCUCUAUCUUCCUCUGCUAUUACUUCUACAAAACUGUAUUCUCUGACCCAGGAUUUCUCAAGAGGUCAAUGGAAGCGAAGAAACAAGCGAUCAUCUCCUUUGUGGAGUGUGAGGACAAAGGCAUGGACAACUUUUCCUCCUUCUGCACCACAUGUAUCCUCCGUCGUCCAAUCAGAUCCAAGCACUGUGUAGUGUGUAAACAAUGUGUGGCCAAAAUGGACCACCACUGCCCGUGGGUGUUCAACUGUGUGGCUGCCAAUAACCACUCGUUCUUUGUCAAUUUCCUAUUUUUUCUAGAGUGCAUCAUCACACUGUUCAUGGGAGCCACUGCUGUCUAUAUAUGGCAUUACACACACGGAACCCUCUCUACAGAACCAGGUCUAGACGUUGCAGUCUUCGGUGGACUCUUCGGCUACAGGGAGGCCCCAGACCUCAUCAGCUCAGCUGUACAGACAGUGUCCAUAGAUUCUCCAGUACAGGUUCUGGGUUGGUUCUCGUCCUUGAUCCAGUUUUGCUGCAACAACCAGUGGAUAGUUUUCAUCGCUUCGCUUUCGAUGCUCUAUUGGAUUUGGGUGGGGGCCCUGUUUGGGUCUCAGUGUUACCAGAUGUUCUGCGUUGGGAUGACGACGAAUGAGUUUCUGAAUAGACACAGGUACAAGCACUUCAAACUCUCCCCGGAAGCGGAGAGCAGACUGCCCACUGACGAGAGGGAGAGGGAGGCAUACUUCCACCGUCACAGGGCCAACAAGUGUCGCAACAAAGCAUAUUCCCCAUUUCAGAAUGGUUUCAUGCAGAACGUAGCCGACUUCUACCAAGUGUCUUUCUGUGGCCUGUUGCAUCCCAAUGUUGUCGACUGGACCCACGUGUACUCAGUGGACGAAGUCACCACCCAGACUGGCUGCAGUUCCAGCGACCAUUCAGCUUUCAAAGCAUGAAAAAAUAGUGCAGCCAUUCAGCCUUCAAAGCAUGAAAAAAUAAUGCAGAUUAGACAGAAAUGCACCCAAAACGUUCCUUCAACUCAUUGCCACAGGAAACGAACCCUCUUCUAACUCCGUUUUAAAAACAUAUACGUGAAUAAUGACCCUACAAGUUAAUAAAUGCGCCUAAUUAUUGGCAAUGUGAAAAAUAAUUGGGAUCAAUCGAAUUGAUACUAAGUGAAGAAUAGUUUAAUUGUUCAGACUGUUAAUUGGUUCAAUUAUAAAACACUAUCGGACAAUGACA